Hippocampus comes (tiger tail seahorse) is the source of this 1147-nucleotide messenger RNA. Its product is annotated as charged multivesicular body protein 4b-like. Gene Ontology annotation, cellular component: ESCRT III complex; multivesicular body; cytoplasmic side of plasma membrane. The transcript is spliced from 6 exons. Gene Ontology annotation, biological process: vesicle budding from membrane; late endosome to vacuole transport via multivesicular body sorting pathway. Bases 129 to 803 code for a protein of 224 amino acids. The record is from RefSeq and is a predicted model, not a curated record. NCBI's taxonomy places the organism in Eukaryota, Metazoa, Chordata, Actinopteri, Syngnathiformes, Syngnathidae.
ACCUGUCCACUUUGGGCGGGAAACUUCCUUGGUGAGUCACGGCUCGGCGUUGACGUCAUGACAUCGUGAGACCCGUAUGGAAAAGGCGGAAGUACACGGAAAACAACAUCAGCGACACCAGCGCCAGCAUGUCGCUGUUCGGAAAGUGGUUCGGCACCGGCGGCGGGGGUAAAAGCGGCAAGGGGCCCACACCCCAGGAGGCUGUCCAGAAACUCCGAGAGACCGAGGAGAUGUUGGCAAAAAAGCAGGAAUUCCUCGAAAAGAAAAUCGAGCAAGAAAUCAUGACGGCCAAGAAGCAUGGGAUGAAGAACCAGCGAGCGGCACUGCAGGCCCUGAAGAGGAAAAAACGCUACAGCAAGCAGCUGGAGCAGAUCGACGGCACACUGUCCACCAUCGAGUUCCAACGGGAGGCGCUCGAGAACGCCAACACCAACACGGAAGUGCUGAAGAACAUGGGCUUCGCCGCCAAGGCCAUGAAGGCCGCGCACAAAGAGCUGAACGUCGACAGCGUGGACGACCUGAUGUCGGACAUCAUGGAGCAGCAGGAGCUGGCGCAGGAAAUCACAGACGUCAUUUCCAAUCCCAUCAGUUUCGGCGAUCAAGUGGACGAGGAUGAGCUCAUGGCCGAGCUGGAGGAGCUGGAGCAGGAAGAGCUGGACAGGAAUCUGCUAGACGUGGAAGGAACGCCGGACGUCACCCUGCCCAGCGUCCCGGCCACAUCGUUGCCGUCCAGACCAGCCAGGAAGAAGGAGGAGGAAGACGACCUGGACAUGGCCGACCUGCAGGCCUGGGCCACCAACUAAACUCAAGCGGACCACCGUACCUCCAGCUGACAACCAUCCUGAAGUAUGCACUCAUACCGACCUCCCAUCAUGCAUAUUUUUCAGGUGGAAGCGGUCAAUGUGAACAAUGAACUCAUUUGUGUGCACAGGUGGUUCCAUCCAAAACCACAACAAGUCGUAAUAUUUGCCCUCCUUAUCGUUUGGAAAACAAAGAGAGAGAAAAAGGAGAAAAAAAAGAGAGAGAGACAUUUAGGUGACAAUGGAAGAUGCAGGAGCUGAUGUCCCGUUCUGACUUGUCGGGAAGUUUUAUAAUCUCGCGCUUCAAACUGUGCUGUUCAAUAAACAGGACCAAGCCGCCAAAAAAA